UGGCAUACGAACCUCACGCACUCUUCGUGGCAUUGGUUUCCUGCUGAUCUGUCCCCGCCUCCAAUUCAAUCAGCUCGACUAUCAACCCGGGUGCCACGCCGCUAAGAUAAACGCACGCAGACUCCUAUCUAAUUUGGUUCGAUGAAGUCUCCGACGCGAUCGAGUGAUCGUACUCCCUUCAAAGACAUGUCGAACUCUACGAACCAAAGUGUCAUCGAUAUUAAUAAUGGAGGGGAACCUAUAGAUGUGAAAGAGCGCAAGCGGCAACGUGCUAGGGAACGAUAUGCGCAGAUGGAUGCAGAUAAAAAAGAUGAGCUACUUAAAAAGCGUCGUGAAGCCUAUCAACAAAAGAAAGCUCGACUAUUGGUUCAUUCCCAAGAGACAGAAUCAAGUCAAGAUACCAAGAACGCCGCGCCGGGAGGGAAAGACCCCUUCGCCAAGUUCGGCGACGAUUACCACACCCUGGAGCAGGUGACUGAUGCUCUUUCACAUAAUGGACUGGAGUCCUCAAAUCUAAUCGUUGGGAUUGAUUUCACCAAGAGCAACGAAUGGACAGGUAAAUUGUCCUUCAACAACCGGAGCUUGCAUGCAAUAGGGAAUACUCCAAACCCUUAUGAGCAGGCUAUAUCCAUUAUCGGGAGAACCCUCGCACGAUUUGAUGAGGACAAUCUGAUACCAUGCUUUGGAUUCGUUGAUGCUACUACUCAUGAUCAAAAGGUAUUUAGCUUCUAUCCUGAGAACGAACCGUGUGAUGGCUUUGAACAAGCACUUGGGCGAUACAGAGAAAUUGUUCCACAGCUUCGUUUGGCUGGUCCCACUUCAUUUGCACCUAUGAUUGAGACUGCUAUUGGUAUUGUUGAUAGUAGUGGUGGCCAGUACCAUGUUCUGCUCAUAAUAGCAGAUGGACAGGUUACACGCAGUGUUGACACUGGUAAUGGCCAGUUGAGCCCACAGGAAAGAGAAACUAUAGAUGCCAUUGUGAAAGCAAGUGACUACCCUUUGUCAAUUGUGCUUGUUGGAGUUGGUGAUGGGCCCUGGGAUAUGAUGAGGCAAUUUGAUGACAACAUUCCUUCUCGUGCAUUUGAUAAUUUUCAGUUUGUGAACUUCACAGAGAUCAUGUCAAGGCCUAUUCCUACUAGCAAAAAGGAGGCAGAAUUUGCUCUUUCAGCACUUAUGGAGAUCCCAGCCCAGUUCAAGGCAACAAUGAACCUCCAGCUUCUUGGCAAACGAAGAGGAUUUCCGCACCGAUCAGUGUUACCUCCACCUGUGAGGGUAUAUCAACAACCCUCUGGAUACUCAGCAGUCAAGCAGACUCAAUCGACUGGCACCGGCUAUGUGUCGCCACAGAAGAAUGCAUCAGCACCUCGACAGGACAGUGAUGUGGGUGAUCAGCAGACUUGUCCAAUCUGCUGGUCUGAAGCAAAGAACCUGGCUUUUGGAUGUGGGCACCAGACAUGCGCCGACUGCGGGAAAGAUCUGAAGGUUUGCCCCCUUUGCCAGAGGGCGAUCUCCACAAGGAUUAGGCUCUACUGAAGCUCUUGAGCGAGAAGCAAGCUAUAUAUACUUUGUGCGCACUUAGGAUAUCGGGAAAAGAACGUCGAUCUUGCUACGAAGGAAAGUGUAAAUAUAUACAUGGCCUUAGUAUUGAUGUAGUUCAUCGUUCAAACCUAAUGCUAGUGUUACUUGGCUGGUACCGAAUGCAUUUGGCUGUCAA
Messenger RNA from Triticum aestivum (bread wheat), 1714 nucleotides. RefSeq names its product E3 ubiquitin-protein ligase RGLG5. Gene Ontology annotation, cellular component: nucleus. The transcript is spliced from 14 exons. The record is from RefSeq and is a predicted model, not a curated record. Lineage: Eukaryota; Viridiplantae; Streptophyta; Magnoliopsida; Poales; Poaceae. The coding region runs from base 142 to 1533 and encodes 463 amino acids. Gene Ontology annotation, molecular function: ubiquitin-protein transferase activity. Gene Ontology annotation, biological process: protein ubiquitination.